Messenger RNA from Epithele typhae, 1851 nucleotides. Its product is annotated as Metallo-dependent phosphatase-like protein. Gene Ontology annotation, cellular component: cytosol. The record is from RefSeq and is a predicted model, not a curated record. Bases 1 to 1851 code for a protein of 616 amino acids. Lineage: Eukaryota; Fungi; Basidiomycota; Agaricomycetes; Polyporales; Epitheliaceae. Gene Ontology annotation, biological process: nucleotide catabolic process. The transcript is spliced from 15 exons. Gene Ontology annotation, molecular function: hydrolase activity, acting on ester bonds; metal ion binding; nucleotide binding.
AUGCUCUUCUCGUCGCUGCUCGCGCUCUCCUGCGCCGCCCUCGCGGCGCGCGCAUGCCCGGACGAAGAGCACGGCCACGACCACACGCACGAGCAUUCCCGUCGCGCAUUCCCGUCCACGCAGCUCACCCCACCGAGCCGCCCGCUCGUGUGGGGCGACCUGAACGUGCUCCACACCACGGACAGCCACGGUUGGCUGCUCGGCCACCAGAAGCCGUCCUUCCCAGAGCCCAAUUACAGCGGGACUCUGGGCGACUUUUCGUCGUUCGUCGCGCACAUGAAAGAGCUUGCGCUAGAAAAAGACGUCGACCUGCUCUUGGUCGACUCAGGAGACAUCCAUGACGGAACUGGACUCACGGAUGGUUUCCCACCCGGCGGGGUGGAUGCUCAUGACUCCAACAAGUUCCUCAUGGAACUCCCUUACGACAUCAUGGCCAUUGGCAACCACGAACUGUAUGUCUAUGCCAACACGCUGGAUAUGUUCACGAACUUCGUGCCGAAGCUGGAAGGACGCUAUCUCUCCUCGAACGUCAACAUCUCUGUCUUCGACAAUCAGGGAAACAAUGUGAGCGUCCCGGUUGGCGAUCGCUACCGGAAGUUCAAGACUCGAAAGGGCCGUAGCGUCACUUCUCUUGGGGUCAUUUUCAACUUCACUUUCAACGACGUCAACACUACCGUGCAGGCCGUGGAGGACAUGGUCAAGGAGACCUGGUUUGCGGACGCUAUCAAGGAGGAGCCCGAUCUCUUCCUUCUUGUCGGCCAUAUGCCUGUCGUCGAGACCGAUAACUGGCCCACUGUCUUCAACGCCAUUCGUGCCGUUCACCCCACUACUCCCAUGAUGAUCUUCGGUGGUCACACCCACAUUCGGGAUUGCGUUCAGUAUGACGGACGCUCAAUGGCGCUCGAAAGCGGUCGUUACAUGGAAACUGUCGGCUUCAUGAGCAUGGAUUUUGACCAACACUCCACCACCCCCAAGGACAUCACGUUUAACCGCCGCUACCUCGACACCAACCUUGUCACUUAUGAGGCAUGUUACCACACCCAGAGCGACAACGCCACCUUCGCCACUGUGGAAGGCCAGCAGAUCACUGGGGGCCUCAAUGAGCUCGCCGAAAGGUUCAACCUUGGCAUGCUCUUCGGCACCGCUCCGCGCGACUUCACGAUCGAGCAAGCCCCGUACCCGUCCAAUGGCUCUUCGCUGUCGCUCUUCGUGGCCGCGAUGGAGUACGCGCUGCCGCUCAACUCCACGCGCCAGGGCGUGCCGGCCAUAAUGAUCACGAACUCGGGCUCGCAGCGGUUCGACGUCUACUCGGGGCCGUUCACGAGGAACGAACAGCUCACGGCGGUGCCGUACAUGGAUCUGUUCUUGUAUGUUCCCGACGUUCCCACAGGCGUGGCGAGGCAGGUCAUAGCCGCGCUCAACAAGCCACGCCAUGCCCUUGAGUCGCGCGCGUGGGACGAGGCGUACGCGCGCGGCGAGGUCGACAUGAUCUACCGCGCGUGGCUGGAGGAGAUGGACGAGAAAAGCUUCGGGCCCGAACGCCGCGCGGCGCAGAACGCGACGCUCGGUUAUGUCACUCAGGACUCCUGCCCUGGCGUCGGUGACGAUACCCUACACACGCCCCUGCCGUUCUUCGUCGUCCCAGACUUCAUCGGCAGCGAUGCGCCGGCGGACGCCUCGGACUCGGACCCGAUCGACCUCGUGUUCGUCGACUUCAUCGAGGACCGGGUGCUUGAGAUCCUGAACAAGCUCCAGAAGGACAAGACGUACACGACCGCGGACGUGCACCAGUACUCGAACCUCCUCUCGAGCGAAGUCCUCGGUGUAUACGCCGAGAAGUUCUGGAACUGA